This is a messenger RNA of Haliotis rufescens (red abalone), 387 nucleotides long. RefSeq lists its product as uncharacterized. NCBI's taxonomy places the organism in Eukaryota, Metazoa, Mollusca, Gastropoda, Lepetellida, Haliotidae. Bases 1 to 387 code for a protein of 128 amino acids. The transcript has a single exon. The record is from RefSeq and is a predicted model, not a curated record.
AUGACCCACCUUGAAGAAAAAGCCCUGGAAACAUCGCCAAUAACUCCCCUCUGCUGGUUCCGCAAAGUAGAUGACACCUUUGUCAUCCUUCAUCCCAACAAUGACCCCAGAACCCUAUUGGGCCACCUGGAUUACCGAAAAACCCAAAUGCAGUUCACCUUGGAGGAAGAAACCAAUCAGCAGAUCUCCUUCCUUGAUGUACUUGUACAGAAAGAUAAUAAUGACAAACUCCAGACCACUGUUUAUCGGAAACCUACCCACCUACAUGUACCCACACAGAUCAAUACAUUCACUAUGCCUCCAACUAUCCACCUCAAGUCAAGAAAGGAAUUAUCUCAACCCUUGCGAGACGAGCUCACAACAUCUGUUCUACGAAACAACAUCUAA